Molecule: messenger RNA, 483 nt
Organism: Neurospora crassa OR74A
Lineage: Eukaryota; Fungi; Ascomycota; Sordariomycetes; Sordariales; Sordariaceae
Exons: 2
Coding region: 1-483 (160 amino acids)
Source: RefSeq, a predicted model, not a curated record
AUGGUCCCCGCCCUGAGACUUUCUAAUCCACUCCCUAGGCUCCGGCUUCCUCGCUGGCAUCCACAUCUAGGACUGCGUCUGCGUUUCACGCACCCCCUCGGCCGUGUGCGCGCUUUCGCUGAGCGCCCCCGUACCAAGGGGAAGAGAAACAGAAGGAUGAUGGUGAUAGUAAACCGUUGGUGUACGGUUAUAUCAGGAGCAAGGGGGGCUGUAUGCAGGGGAGUCGAUGGAUGGGACGGUGGUGGUGGUGUCGAGGGGGGUGCGAAUGAGGAGUUUUAUGGGAGGAAGGGGAUCACGGUGAAGGAGAUUCCGAAAGGGGGUGUGCCUUGGCCGGAACGAGGGCGAGAUACGAAGGAUGGUAAAAAGGUUUGGUCGGAGGGGGUAAUGGGCUUGGUGGAGGCUUUGAGUGCGGCUGAUCAGCAGGGGAGGAGAAUAUGUGAUGGGGACCAUGAUGGUUCAAGCAGGAGAGUAAAGGGUGGUUAA